CUUUGUUAUACCAUGCAGCUCGUAUGUACUUUUUAAAAGAUUAUCCGCCAUUUGUGAAAUGAAAGGAUGGACUCGGAGUUCCCUGGAGUGGUGGACCUAAGUGUGUCCUGAACGCAUUAUCGUACGUUGUUGUCAACUCUGACAAAAGACGAGGAAAGUUCUUUGGCGGCGAUGUUUACCGGACAACUUCCUUAAAAAAUUUAUAUAAAGACAAAGAUUGCAGAUAUUUCGUAGAAGCUUACGAUCUCACAUUCAAAGCAAUUUUGCAUUUCUUGCAAUACGACGAGCUACCGCUUCAAGAAACAAGUGAAACUGUAGGCGUUCUUUUUUUGGCUUUUUCGCUCGCUUAUUUGGUGAUAGUACAAGUCGAUAUUCAGCUAAAGAGAUCGAGUUGCUGUAUAGAGAUUCAAAAACUCUGGGUCUGAAAAGUCUUACCCGAGCAUUAGAAAAAUUUCAGCCAAUUGUUGUCAUCAGUAAAAUGGACAAAUACCGGAAGUCGAUCCGAGAUUACAAUGACGCAAUGGCUGUCAUACUCGAUAUAAUUCCUGCUGAGUCAUUGUUCCAUAAAACGAACCUUACUCUGAGAAUAAAACAAGCUUUACAGACCACAGAUGAGGAAAAAUGUUGCGAGCACGAAUGUAGAAUAAUACACUGGGCUUCUUUUCAACAACCGUAUUACCUUUCUAUAGAGGCUAUAGUAAAAGUUCCUUUCGAAGUUAACCCAACUGUCCUUUCAGCUCUUACUAUUGACCUUCAAAAACGAGGAUUUAUUGUUCAAGGGCAAAUGACAAUUUGUGGAUUUGAAUGUAAAAAAGAAGUAAAGCAGUCCAAGUUUAUCGUGUUUGGUGGACAGAGGAAUAAUUGCUGUGCAGAGGAGCUGUUUCUGUUGACUUUUAAGUGGGACACAGAAGCUGAUGUUGUGACACAUCCGGGUCUUUUCGGGACAAAACAUACGAAAGUUGGCCAGCAAGCUAGUCUGUUCGGCGAACAACAAAAUACAGGAUUUUCACUUGGGGCCGCACCACAGAACCAAACAGGAUCCGGGCUUUUCGGUGGUAAUCAGCAAGGACAUUUUGGACAACAUCAGGCAUUUGGGUUUGGUGCUCCGCAACAGGCGGAAAGCAAUGUUCAGGGUAGCACAUUUCCCUUUGUACAACAAGAAACAGGAUUUGGUUCUACACAACAGCAAUUCCCUUUGACAAAGAGAGGUAGUUUUGGCUUUGGUGGAGGGCAAAUGGGAAGUGGAUUUGAUGCUGGGCAGCAGUCGGGACCUUUCGCUCAGGGGAAUAGUUUUGGCACAAAUACAGGACAACAGCAGCAGUCAGUUUUUGGUCAACCACUCCAGCAAAAUGAUUCGUUAUGGGGAUCAUCACAAAUUCAAACGCAACAAGGCUCAAACCUAUUUGGCUUGUCAGCAUUUAGCAAACAGCAAAGUGUGACAUCAAAUCAAAAUGUGUUUAGUGCAAACCAUAGCAUUUUCUGUGGUAAACCAAAGUCCUUUGGCCAGGCGCAGAACAUGCAACAGAAAGUGGGUACAGGGGUGUUUCAUUCAGUUCUCCACAGAAACAACAGACCACUUCGUUUGCAGCAAAAGCUUCGGAGUUCCAGCAAAACUCUCAGUCAUUGUUUGGCUCACCACCUAACAAAACCCAACGUGUAUUUGGUGGAAAAUCAUCGUCUGAAAGCAAAUUCGAUACUCUAAACGACAAACCACAGUUAUUGUGAAACCUGGUACAGAAAGUUCAGCAGACGACAAAAAUAAAAUGAUGUUCGGAAAGUCAGUUGCUACGGAAGGUGUGUUUAAAACAAAAGACAACAAAGAGUCUUCAGAAGCUGUAAAACAGGAGCAAGUUUAAAAAAGGGACUGUGCUAAUUUAUCCAUAAUUCACCGCUAGUUAUUUGGUCGAAAGAUAUAUGGACCGUAACAACCGCCGUCUGGUGGGAAACGUGUUUUUAUUCCUACAAGAAGGUUCUUAAACAUGACUGAUAAUUUCUUACCUUCAAGCGGGUCUGAAAGCUGGUCUAUUUUUUUUUACGUGCCGAGAGGGUUUCAUAUACUUACCAGUUUGUUCUAUAGAGUAAUGAGAGAUUUCAUCCGCGCAGUCUGGUCAGGAUCCAUGCUGUCCAUUUUUCAAUGCCUAUUGCAUUUAGAGAAACUGUUAGCGAACAGCAUGGAUCCUGACCAGACUGCGCGGAUGCGCAGGCUGGUCUGAAUCCAUGCUGGUCGCAAACGCACUUUGUUGGUUUUCCCAUAGCACGGCUUAUAUAUACAUUUGUUUUUGCUCUCAUUAAAUGCAUACUAAGGAAUAGUUUGAAUUAUUUUUCUGAUUAAUGUUGUUCACUAUAUACAUGUCAUACUUGUUAACGAGUAUGACAGUAUGUUUUGUAUGUAAAUAAUUGAUACAAAUGUUAUGUUUUUAAAAUUACAUGUAAUCUCCUCCGGUUUUUUUUAAUAUCAAGGGAUGUGCUUCUUGUAGAAUAAUGUGCUAAAUGAUUGAAAUAUUACCUGUCAUCAUAUAGUAUAGACUUAUUGAGGGGGCCUCCGUGGUCUCACAGCUAUAACAAGAAGUAUUGUCAAGCUAUUAAAAUAGUUUGGUAAUUAUGUAAUAAAUGUACAUGUAUGUACUUUAAUUUGAGGUAUAAAGCAUAAUAUAUUGCUACUAGUCGUUUUAAACAAAUUGCAUUUUAUAUUCUAAAUAAAAUCAAAGUAUUAUA
Mercenaria mercenaria is the source of this 2715-nucleotide messenger RNA. RefSeq lists its product as uncharacterized. The record is from RefSeq and is a predicted model, not a curated record. The transcript is spliced from 2 exons. Lineage: Eukaryota; Metazoa; Mollusca; Bivalvia; Venerida; Veneridae. Bases 479 to 1702 code for a protein of 407 amino acids.